Frieseomelitta varia is the source of this 1137-nucleotide messenger RNA. RefSeq names its product cuticle protein 18.7-like. The record is from RefSeq and is a predicted model, not a curated record. NCBI's taxonomy places the organism in Eukaryota, Metazoa, Arthropoda, Insecta, Hymenoptera, Apidae. The transcript is spliced from 4 exons. The coding region runs from base 428 to 967 and encodes 179 amino acids.
CGGUUUGAGAACACAGCAUUGCCGCGUGACAAGAUUCCCCUGGAAUCUUGUGGAAGGAGCUUUUGUUCGACGUAUCGAGCGUUGGUCUGAGCGUUUACUGCCACACCCACGUGACACGCCGCGAGAUCUACGCGAUUCCACCUCGCAUUUUUUUCCAACGCACGCCGCGUCUUCCCUCCGCGGAGAACAGUAUCGUACAGUGAAAAUACGUUCUAGAAAUAUCUGCCAGGCAUUAAUCGAGUGAGAAACAGUGCGGGUGUGGUCCCCUCCUACGGGUCGACGACUCCCUACCAGAUUCACCUAUAUAAAAGGGGGCACCGUGGCUGGACAGGGCAGCACAUCACCGUCGGUACUUUAGGGCGAAUACUGGUUGGAAAAUUCACGUUCAACCGGCCAGCAGCGCAUUUUCCCCCCCGCGUGAUUAACCAUGAAAACGAUAAUCAUCUUGGCUACAAUCUGCGGCUUGACAGUCGCCGAGCCAGGAUACGUGGCCUCAGUGCUGCCUUAUGGUUAUCUAAGAGUGCCGUUGAUCUACGACGGCAAAGUUUUGGAGACGCCGGAAGUGGCACAGGCGAAAGCUGCGCAUCUUGCCACUCAGGCGUACGAGGCAGCCAGGAACACGAUUGGUGUCGCUCAUGUGCCAACUGUGCUUCGUGUUUACGCGUCUGCAUCUGGUGCACCGAUUGGUGCCGAUGGUCGCGUCGUCGAUACACCGGAAGUCGCACAGGCGAAAGCUGCACACCUGACCGCCCACGCGCUGGAGGCUGCAAAGCAUCUAGGACUCGAACCGUACGGUGCUCUAUCCUAUGUCUCGGUACCUUACACUUAUGGAUUUGGAUAUGGUGCACCCCUUGGCCCUGAUGGUAGAGUAGUGGACACCCCGGAAGUAGUACAGGCGAAGGCAGCUCAUUUUGCAGCGCACGCUGAAGCAGCCGCGAGAACUGCUGAAAAAUCUGAUUACGAAUGAAAAGGGAACAAUCGUACAAGCCUAAAAUAAAUGUUUGUCAAUUUAUUCUUGGUCCACUAAAACAUGAGACGAACAAUUAAUCGUGAGAAACAAUCUGCAUGUUUCUUCUUUAUCGCUAAUGCAAUUGGAAUUAAAUGUUACAAGGUAGUAAAAAUAUCGUGCCAUUUUUA